AUGCAGACCGCAGGCCUGGCUCCACUGCUGGCUGCUCCCUGGUGUGAUCAGUCAGUCCUAUGGGAUGAGUUUGUCCUUCCGACCAGGCAGCAAGCCCAUCUCUGCUGCUGCACACAGACCUCUGUGGUGAGGAAUGGACCGAGCCACUGUCUCCAUCCAAUUUCAUGCACAGUUAGCUUGGGAGCUCCUGCACCAUUUGGCCUUCUUGACCAUGACACCGGUGUCACGCUUAUUGAUGUGCUGGUUUCUCUGUGUCACCCACAGCCCUUCAUUCCCAGGAAAGCAAGGAAUGACCGAGUGCUCCCCCUGCGUUGGGUGCAGGAGCAGAGCCCAUCCCUGGAGCCAGGGCUGGGGACUAUUGGGAUGAGCAGUGUUGCUGCUUCCCCAGGGAGCAAUGCCCAAUCCCUGGGCUACACCACAGUGCUGAGCUGCCUGCAGGGACCAUCCAGGUUUUCCCACAAAACCUGUGCCCGAUCCCUACCCUUGGAAGAUGCUGUGACCGAGGAGGCCACAGGGGAAGAAGGAGCUGAUGGUGGGAAGAGGUUCUCCUCACCAGGCAGCCCAUGUCCCUCGAGGAUGCAGUGUCAUUCUAUUGCCCUUUGGUCCUGGUUUGGGAUGCUCCUCACUAACUUCCAUGGCUGGAAUUGGCAAGCCCAUCUAUUAUUGCUGCAAACAGCUUUCAAACAAGAGAGUGACGGCUCGCUGUAUAACCUUGGGUUAAAUCAUCAUUACACUGACAGCUUGGGAGACCUAAUAUUUGAGUUUGCCUUUGUAGCUGUUUGCCUAUUUAAUAAAACCCCUGUUUUACAUACAAAUACACCCGUAUGCUCUCAAGCUCAUUGCAUGGAGCAGGAAGGAUCCCAGGGCUUUUCAGUAAGCAUUCGCUUCCUAGUGUAUAUUCCUGAUCCCUGGCGCUGAAUUUGGGAUUGCAGGAAGGCAGGCAGGAGGAGAAGGGCACAGGGAUGCGUGGCUGAGGCUUUACAGCUGAGAUGGGAGUGUGAUGCUCUAAGCCUCUCCUAUGGAAGAUCUAAAGAUGCUCCUUGUGGGUUUCCCCCUGUAAGUUGUCCCUAAAGAGGUCAAAUGGCUCUUCAGGGUGGGGAAAAUGUGCUUGGGACCUGCCUUCAU
Molecule: messenger RNA, 1125 nt
Organism: Neopsephotus bourkii (Bourke's parrot)
Lineage: Eukaryota; Metazoa; Chordata; Aves; Psittaciformes; Psittacidae
Exons: 2
Coding region: 1-918 (305 amino acids)
Source: RefSeq, a predicted model, not a curated record